Molecule: messenger RNA, 3416 nt
Organism: Schistosoma spindalis
Lineage: Eukaryota; Metazoa; Platyhelminthes; Trematoda; Strigeidida; Schistosomatidae
Source: the annotation of a GenBank genome assembly
AAAACACACAUUAUGUUAUUGUAAAUAUACGGAUGAAUGACCUGUCCCUGCGCACAAGGGGUUACUUCAAGUAUUUAACGAACUGCUCGGCAAAUAAGAAAGAAUGGAACCGAGCAGUGCUUGUUUUACACAGAGACCCGAAAAAUACCGUUAUCAUGGCUGAUUUACAAGAUACGGAAUAUGAGACUUUAGAUCUACCUGAUACAAAAAUAAUCAUUCCAUUAAAUUCUUUCAAAGUUUGUCGAAAACACAUUGUUUCUGGCCACACAUCAAUAUCUAAUGAGAAUGGUCAUUCUAACCAGAAGCAUUCUUUGAACACUGUUAAAAAUGCCAUUCCAUGUAACCAAAUUCAUCUAAGUUCGCGAUUUUUAUUUGGUAAAAAGCAGUUGUGGCUGGGUUUUACAUCUCUGUUUGACCAAGAUAUAUGGUAUUCAUCUUUGAAAACUUUGGUUACAAAGCAUAGAAACAAGAAGAAUACUUUAAAUGGUCCUGAUUUACUACGAGCAUCUGCAUUAAGUUUAUCCCAAACAUCGGAGUUGGAUUUACUUGCUUCAGCCCUACCAAAUAUCUUAGAUAAUGAAAUAUAUGAAAGUACUUCUAUCCAAGAUACAUUUUCUGUCUACAUAAUUCAUACGGAAAAAUCAAAAGAUUUAGGGUUGUCUGGUCGUUACUUACUACGUAUAAAAGAAAAUGCAUUUGAACUACUUGAUCCGGACACAUAUUCAAUAGUAAAAUUAUGGCCGAUCAAAUAUGCGCGCAAAUUUGGUGUGUAUACCAAGCGAUUUUAUCUAAUAACUGGAAGUGGGUGUGAAGAUGGUCGCGGAUUGUUCAUCUUUCUAAUAGAGAAUGCUGAUAAAUUUCAAUCAAAACUAUUUCGUCAAAUGAAACAAUUAACUAUGCAAUCUCAGUUAUCUAGACGUGUUACCGACUCCAGCAAAUGGAUAAUAGAUCAAGAGAUUAAAAAAGAAACUAAUGAAUUUCAUUUAAAUGAAACAAAUCAUUGUUGGUUCUCGUCAGAGCCUAGAAAAAAGAAAAAUAUUCUAACGUCUCUCAACUCAGUUGAUCCGUUGUUGAAAAGUAAACCACGUUCCAACUCCGUUAAUGGAUUUCUAUUACAAAAUAUAGAAUCAAAUAAUUUUCAUCAAAGGCAAAAUUCUUCAAAUAUGUUAUCAAAAGAAAUCUCUGUCUCAUUAGCUUAUGAUAGCGACGCAAAAUCUUCAUCAUCAUCAUGGAUAUUUCCAGAGGAAAACUUUAUUAUAACUUCUGGCAAAUGUUUUGCUGAACGUUCAUGUCAAACUAUAUUUGAAGUAAAUACAUCAGAACAGUUAAAAAAUUCUAGUAAUGUUAAUUCACCACAAGUAACUGUAGUAAAACAACAAAUACAAGAAAAAAACAUGAUUCAUAAUAAUUAUAGUUCUCAAGAAACAUUCAUUUCAGAAACACUGUGUGAACAUGAAGAUGAUAAUGUUUGUGUAGAAAAAGAAGAGGAAGAAGAUAAUUUAAGCGAAGCUUCACAACCCGUUUAUGCUAAUGCUGAACAAAUCACUCAUACAAUGUUCAACACAAAAUAUUCCAUUAAUCAUAAUCAAAAAUUACUAACAAAUAGUGGUAGCAAUGAGGAUGAAACAACCAUAACAUCAUGGCUAAGAAAACUUAUUUUUCAAAUUAGUCGACGUUUACAUCUUCAAAAUUUUAUGCAAAGUAGAAUAAGUCCCGGCACCAUACAUUCAGAAUACUUUAUCUCAAUACAUUGCUUUUAUAAAUUGAAAGGUUUUCAUCAAAAUUCAUGACGUAAUAGAAUGGGCUCUACGCCAACUUUGGAUGCUUACUAAUAUAAUUUUUGCUCUAUAUUGUUUGAUAAACGAAAAUAUUACAAAUCUACUUUGCUUUCUUCACAUUUGAGAUAUUUUCAUAAUCAGCGACGUAUUAUUAUAGAUUGUGUCCUUAUCUUUGGUUCACUUUUUGUUGUUAUUUAAAUGAGUUAUUGAAUGAGCGGAUACGUGGAAAACAGAAAUUGGAGAACUUCAGAAAUUGGUUGGAACUAUCAUAAUGAAUAAUUAAUUUAAUUUCAGGUUAUUAUAGAAAAUCGAUUCUGAGAUAUAUGAGAAUGAUCUCCAAUUUUACCGUACUUAUAAACUUUGAAUUACAUUAUUUAAACAGAACCUCGGUUUCAACAUGUAUCAUACGAGUAAACUAAACCUUGAAAAAUAAAACUGUUUAUUGAUUUGUAGCUAAGGAUGUGAAAAUAAUUCAAUUAAGAGUGCCUUAUGCAUUUGUUGUCCGAGGUUUAGUAGAGAAAUCAAUGAAUAUAUGAAGUGGCCACGCAAAUUAGUAAUUUGUCAUUCACAAAUACGUCUGGCUCAAUGAAUGUGAACUCACCAGUGUCAGCAAUAAGCGAUACAUCAGCUCUGUUAACGUCAUCAUCAUCUACUUUAAUAAAUAAACCAUUUAAUACUUCGUGUUCAUAUACAAAAAAUUGGAAAUUUGGUUACUUAAUCGAACCAAUAAUGGAAAGAGAAGAACAAAACUCACAUAACUCAUCUAUAUCCGCUGGUAAUGAAGAAUGUAAUACAGCUUAUAAAGAAGAAUGUGAUGGUUUAGUCACUUCAUCAACACCAGAUAAUGAUAUAGAUAUAAAGGAGAUUAGCAAUACUUGUUUUAGUAAAUCACCAACUGAUGAAUUAGAAAAUACAGAUAAAGAAAACGAUUUGGUUUGUGAAAAUGUUCAGUUAACAAAAGAAUUUCAAAACAUUUUAGAAGACGUAAAAUUUUAUCGAUUGGUUUCAAGAUCAGCUACCUGGGAUGGAUGGAUGAAAUUGAAAACAAAUACAAAACAAGAAGCUACAUCACAGAAAGUUAUUGUACAAACAGAUACCGACAUUGAAAAUGACAAUAUUACUACAGUUAUUACUAAUACUAACGAUCAUCACGACAGCCCCAAAAUGAAAGAUAAUUCACAUGUUGUUGUAAUGACAGCAUUUUGAAUUGAAUAACGGUGGUGUAAUUGGUAAUGAGUAAACUAACCGUUAUUUUACUCAUCAACUAUAUAUUGUUCAUUAUAAAAACAUACUUAUAAAAUGGAAAAUUUUUCAUUUCGUUACAGUUACUAUCAUGUGAUUAACAGUUGUAUACAAAACGAAAAUAUUUUCCAGGGAAUUCAUUAGUAUAUGGUUUGAUUUAUAUUAUUUUUUAUUUAAAAAUACACCUAAAUUUUGUUGCGCACAAGAUUUAGAAAUUAAUAAUAAAUUCAAUAAAAGCUUGUUAACAUGAUUAGGAUUUAUUAAAUACAAAGUUACGAUGAUCAAAAUCAAGUUAUAAUAUAUAUAUUUUAUAUUUUUAUAACAACAUAUGAAAUGAAACUUUAGAUUCACUUUAAUAUCUUCAAUCACGGUCAUGUUUGCUAAUCAGAAUUAAUU